Molecule: messenger RNA, 3255 nt
Organism: Thamnophis elegans (Western terrestrial garter snake)
Lineage: Eukaryota; Metazoa; Chordata; Lepidosauria; Squamata; Natricidae
Product: zinc finger protein 850-like
Exons: 9
Coding region: 1-2550 (849 amino acids)
Biological process (GO): regulation of transcription by RNA polymerase II
Cellular component (GO): PcG protein complex; transcription regulator complex
Molecular function (GO): RNA polymerase II cis-regulatory region sequence-specific DNA binding; DNA-binding transcription factor activity, RNA polymerase II-specific
Source: RefSeq, a predicted model, not a curated record
AUGGCAAUGUGGACUCACACCAAGGAGGAACCAUUUGAAUGUCCUGAUUGUGGAAAAGCUUCAGUAACAAUUCCACCCUUUUUCAGUCAGAAUGCCAGCCUUAUUGGCCACCAGAGGACUCACACAGGAGAGAAAGCUUUUAAAUGUCCAGACUGUGAAGACUCCACAGGAGAGAAACCGUACAAGUGUCCUGACUGUGGAAAGUUUCAGUCAGCAUUCCAAUCUCAUGGCUCACAGAGGACUCACACAGGAGAGAAAGCUUUUAAAUGUCCUGAUUGUGGUAAAAGUUUCAGCAAGAACUCCAACCUGGUGAAACACCAGAGGACUCACACAGGAGAAAAACCAUUUGAAUGUCCUGAUUGUGGGAAAAGGUUCACUGCUAGGUCUAUCCUGGUGUUACACCAGAGAACUCACACAGGGGAGAAACCGUUUGAAUGUCCUGUUUGUGGAAAAAGUUUUAGUCAGAAUUCCAGCCUGGUGAUACACCAAAGAACUCACACAGGAGAAAAACCCUUUGGAUGUCCUGAUUGUGGAAAAGGUUUUAGUGACAAUUCCAGCCUGGUGAAACACCAGAGGACUCACACAGGAGAAAAACCCAUUGAAUGUCCUGUUUGUGGGAAAGGUUUUAGUGAGAAUUCCAGCCUGGUGAUACACCAAAGAACUCACACAGGAGAGAAACCCUUUGGAUGUCCUGAUUGUGGAAAAGGUUUUAGUGACAAUUCCAGCCUGGUGAAACACCAGAGGACUCACACAGGAGAGAAACCCUUUGGAUGUCCUGAUUGUGGAAAAAGUUUUAGUCGGAAUUCCAGCCUGGUGAUACAUCAAAGAACUCACACAGGAGAGAAACCCUUUGGAUGUCCUCUUUGUGGGAAAAGUUUCAGUCACAAUUCUAGUCUGGUGAUACACCAGAGGACUCACACAGGAGAGAAACCGUUUGAAUGUCCUCAUUGUGGGAAAAGUUUCACUAAGCAUUCCAAUCUAAUGGCUCACCAGAGGACUCACACAGAAGAGAAAGCUUUUAAAUGUCCUGAUUGUAAAAAACCGUUUGAAUGUCCUGAUUGUGAGAAAAGUUUCAGUCAUCAUUCCAAUCUCAUUGCUCACCAGAGGACACACACAGGAGAGAAACCCUUUGAAUGUCCUGAUUGUGACAAAAGGUUCACUGCUAGGUCUAUCCUGGUGUUACACCAGAGAACUCACACAGGAGAGAAACCGUUUGAAUGUCCUGUUUGUGGAAAAAGUUUUAGUCGGAAUUCCAGCCUGGUGAUACACCAAAGAACUCACACAGGAGAGAAACCGUUUGGGUGUCCUGAUUGUGGAAAAAAUUUUAGUGAGAAUUCCAGCCUGGUGAUACACCAAAGAACUCACACAGGAGAGAAACCCUUUGGAUGUCCUGAUUGUGGAAAAGGUUUUAGUGACAAUUCCAGCCUGGUGAAACACCAGAGGAGUCACACACGAGAGAAACCCUUUGGAUGUCCUGAUUGUGGAAAAAGUUUUAGUCAGAAUGUCAGCCUGGUGAUACACCAAAGAACUCACACAGGAGAGAAACCCUUUGGAUGUCCUGUUUGUGGGAAAAGUUUCAGUCACAAUUCUAGUCUGGUGAUACACCAGAGGACUCACACAGGAGAGAAACCCUUCAAAUGCCCUGAUUGUGAGAAAAGUUUCAUUACCAAUUCCAAACUGGUGAAACACCAGAGGACUCACACAGGAGAAAAACCGUUUGAAUGUCCUGAUUGUGGGAAAAGUUUCAGUCAGCAUUCCAAUCUCAUUGCUCACCAGAGGACUCACACAGGAGAGAAACCGUUUGAAUGUCCUGUUUGUGGAAAAAGUUUUAGUCAGAAUUCCAGCCUGGUGAUACACCAAAGAAUUCACACAGGAGAGAAACCCUUUGGAUGUCCUGAUUGUGGAAAAAGUUUUAGUCAGAAUUCCAGCCUGGUGUUACACCAAAGAACUCACACAGGAGAAAACCCUUUGGAUGACUCACACAGGAGAAAACCCUUUGAAUGUCCUGUUUGUGGGAAAGGUUUUAGUGAGAAUUCCAGCCUGGUGAUACACCAAAGAACUCACACAGGAGAGAAACCCUUUGGAUGUCCUGAUUGUGGAAAAGGUUUUAGUGACAAUUCCAGCCUGGUGAAACACCAGAGGACUCACACAGGAGAGAAACCGUUUGAAUGUCCUGAUUGUGGAAAAAGUUUUAGUCGGAAUUCCAGCCUGGUGAUACAUCAAAGAACUCACACAGGAGAGAAACCGUUUGAAUGUCCUGUUUGUGGGAAAAGUUUUAGUCACAAUUCUAGUCUGGUGAUACACCAGAGGACUCACACAGGAGAGAAACCGUUUGAAUGUCCUGAUUGUGGGAAAAGUUUCAGUCAGCAUUCCAAUCUCAUGGCUCACCAGAGGACUCACACAGGAGAGAAAGCUUUUAAAUGUCCUGAUUGUGGUAAAAGUUUCAGCAAGACCUCCAACCUGGUUCACACCAGAGGACUCACACAGGAGAGAAAGCCUUCAAAUGCCCUGAUUGUGAGAAAAGUUUCAGUACCAAUUGCAACCUGGUGAUACACCAGACGACUCACACAGGAGAGAAACCGUUUGAAUGUCCUGUUUGUGGGAAAAAUUUCAGUCAGCAUUCCAAUCUCAUUGCUCACCAGAGAACUCACACAGGAGAGUAACCCUUUGAAUGUUGUGAUUGUGAGAAAAGGUUCACUGCUAGGUCUAUCCUGGUGAUGCACCAGAGAACUCACACAGGAGAAAUCUGUGUGUUUGAAUGUCCUGUUUGUGGGAAAUGUUUCAGUAAGAAUUCCAACUUGGUGACAUACUAGAGGACUCACACAGGAGAGAAACAAUACGAGUGUCCAGACUGUGGGAAAGAUUUCAGCACUAGAUGUAACCUUAUAAUCAUAUGCUUAUACACACAGGGGAGAAACCAUUUAAGUGCCUUGAGUCUGGGCGGUGGUUCAGGCAACAUUCCAGCCUUAUCGCACACAAGAAAAUCCAUCUGAGGCCCAAAGUGAUGAGCGGAGAGAAAGCUUAAAUUUCAUUUUUAAUGUCCCAUUGUAAGUCCAGCUGAGAAACUGACUAUUUAAUUUGACUACAAAGAAUUUGCCUGAUUUUUUGUAGGCAAAUACGUAAUGAUACUAGAUGAGGAGGAGAAAAGAAGAAAUUGGAACGUUAUUAGUUUGAUCAUGGGGAUUACCUGUAUUUAUUUUUGCAGAAAUUGUGCAAUUAUGUGAUUUGAUUUGAUUUGAUUUAAUAAAUUUAUAG